Molecule: messenger RNA, 1183 nt
Organism: Acaromyces ingoldii
Lineage: Eukaryota; Fungi; Basidiomycota; Exobasidiomycetes; Exobasidiales; Cryptobasidiaceae
Product: Isochorismatase hydrolase
Exons: 5
Coding region: 350-979 (209 amino acids)
Source: RefSeq, a predicted model, not a curated record
AAAAAAAAAAAAAGAAAGCGGGAGCAGAGUCUGCUAGUAGACACGCUCUUCUAUAUCGUGGGUCGCGAACCGAACGAGUGGCGACGAGGCAGAAAGAGCCCCAACAAGGAAGCAGGGGCACACAAAGGGCGGGAAGCAGUCAGGUUGUGAAAAAGGCCAGAGGAGCGACGAGCAUAGAGCGGUGAUCCUUGCCCCAUGCGGGGCUCACACACUCCCGAGUUCCGGCCCAGGCGUCCGCCGGCUACUCCUCCCCCCACCUUCUCCCACGCCUCAAGAAAAUCAGAGCUCUAGCUGCUGUCCAGCGAGCUAGCGAAUUGCUUCAACGACUGACUGCUCCGAGCGAGACACCAUGGCUGCUGCUACGCGGGCCAUCGCCAGGCUGGACCAGGCCUCGACGGUGCUGUUCGUGUGCGAUAUCCAGGAGCGCUUCACCAAGGCCAUCUACGGCUUCGAUCGCAUGGUCGAUGCCUCGGCCAAGCUCCUUCGCGGCGCCUCCAUUCUCAACGUGCCCGUCUUCGCCACGGAGCAGAACCCAAAGGCCCUUGGCGCGACGGUGCCGGCACUGACGCAGCAUUUCCCAAAGGAUGCCGUGACUCUUGCCAAGACACGCUUCAGCAUGUGCCUGCCCUCGGGCGAGACGGCCGACUUCCUGACCAAGCACAAGGCCAAGUCGGUCAUGAUUGUCGGCAUCGAGUCGCACGUCUGCGUGCUCCAGACCACCCUCGAGCUCUUGGCAAAGGGCUACGAUGUCUUUGUGAUCCGUGACGCCAUCAGCAGCUGCAACCGCGAGGAAGUCUCGACGGCCGUCGAGCGAAUGCGCCAGGCGGGUGCGACAAUCACCUCUUCCGAGAGCGCCCUUUUUGAGCUCAUGCUCGACGCCAGCCACCCAAACUUCAAGACAAUCUCUGGGCUUAUCAAGGAGGAAAAGGAACGGACAAAGGCGUCGCUGGAAGCACUUGUGCCCGCCGCUCGUCACUGAUAACUUAUCUCUCUGGCUUAUUAUUGCUAUCACCAUCGCCAACCCCCAGCCCUGUAGGGGCGCCUUUGGUGAAGUCGAGCGAAGUCCGGUGAUGUAAUCCGAUUUCGGCUUUGCAAUUUUCUUCUUCCUCUUCAGCUUUGGCUUUUUAUUUAUUUAUCCAUUUUGGAGUGCGUCAUGACUCUUUGAUUGGUAAAGCCGUCUUCU